UUCUAAAAAAAAAAAUAAAAAAAAAGGAGAGAGGGUGAUUGGUAUAGGAAAUAUAUGUGUGCAUAGGUUUCCUGUUUGGGGAAUUUAGACUUUGUUUUAUAUAGAUUUUGGUGGGAUUUGUAUUCUAAACUCAACACUGAAGCAAACGAACAGAGCACAGGGAAUAAUUUCUGUAAAGGGAUGUAUUGUGUGUGUUGCUGUUGUGUGGUGAUAAGAAAUGUAUGCAAACAAAGACCCUAAAAUUGUGAUAUACUGUGCUAAAAGGAAAAGAAAAUGUGUUUUUUAGAAUAAUUUAACUGUAAAAGGUUGCCAGAAUUUGGUGACAAAUACUUAAAUUGUUAAGAUCAGAGAAGGUGUAAGUUAGAAAUGGCGGCAUGCUGGCUUGUGGACAAAGAGGAUAAUUUAAUUUGUAGCACCCAGAGACCACCUCCUUAUAAUGGUCCUCCCCCUAAGGUGCAAGCCACUGCCCAGAGUACCACCCUCCCUGUGACAUCCACCCCUGUCAGAGGAACCGCCUCUGAACAAGACCCUGACCCUACUUCCUUAAUCUCUCCAGAUAGCAGCAUGAUCUCGGAGCUGAACAGAUCAAUCCUUGAAACUUUAACUGACGCCAUAACCUAUACACUAGGUGCCCCUGCAGGUGCCAAGAGAUCAAGUAAACCUCCUAUUAGGUAUGGUGUAGAUGAUGGUGAAGUAUACCCUUUGAUAGAAGUCCCAAACCCCAGGGGAGGACAGGCUGAUGGGUUGGGAGGACAGCAUCCCCUGACAAUGACUGUUUUCGGGCCAUGGACUGAGAAGGACAUACAAAAGGCUACAGAACACAUAAAACAUCCAAAAUUAGGUCCAGUGGAAUUUAUUGAAAACAUAGAGGGAUUACGGAACAGUUACAAGUUGAACGGGGUGGAGGUAGAGAGAGCCCUGAGGAGAGUGCUGGGAUCAGAUUGGGUUUCCGUAAAGGGGGAUUGGGACCCUUGCGGCCUAGCAGAUGGGCAGGGGCGAAGAGAUCCAUUACCUCCAGAUAGCCCAGACUUAGGAAACAGGUUGACUGCAUUACUGAAUAGAUGUCAGCUUAGAUGGAUUCAAAGGACUGAUUGGCAGAAAAUAAAUAUGACAGUACAAGAAGACAAGGAGAGUGUCAGUGACUACCUAAAUAAACUACGAGAGGUUUUUAAAGUGUUCUCCGGGCUCCCCGAAGCGGAGGAUGUGAAUAGUGCAUAUCAGCAACAGCUAAAAAUAGCUUUUGUAAAUGGAAUAAAACAGGAUCAUAAGGAUUACAUUGUUAAAAAUAUGGUUAUUUACGGAACUGCAUCAGUUCUAGAUGUUUUACAAUAUGCUAAACAUUCAGAGAAGUAUCUGAAAACAAUGGGAAACAAAUGUGAAAGUAAAGGUUUUUGUGCAAAGUGUUGAAGGAGAUGAGGAUGUAGAGGAGUACACUGCCGAGGCGGAAACAGAGGAGUCCCAUAGAAGGAAGCAGAGGAGGGUAUAGCCUCUGUAAUAGAUACAUUUUUACAAAUAGGGGUGGUUAUUCUGUGUCCUGACAGCCCCUGUAACACCCCUCUUUUCCCUGUUAAGAAGGCUCCGCCUUCCACAGGCUGGAGAAUGGUACAGGAUUUACAAGCUGUUAACCAGGCAGUUAUACCAAGAGCUCCUGUGGUACCAGAUCCACACACACUAUUAAAUGAUUUGGAUCCAGGGAAUGAAUUCUUCUCUGUGAUUGAUAUCAGUAAUGUUUAGCUUUCCAGUGCACCCCGACCAUCAAUUUUGGUUUGCCUUCACUUACCGGGGGAAAAGGUAUACCUUCACGAGGUUGCCCCAGAGCUAUUGAGAGUCCCCCACCAUCUUUUCACAGGCAAUGUCCACAAAAUUGGCUCAAUUUGUGCCCCUAGGGGGAAGCCAGCUCCUCCUCUAUGAAGACACCUUCUAGUGGCGUCUCCCUCAGAGGAGGUUUGUAGGACUGAUACAAUGGCUCUGUUGUAUUUUCUCCAUGAACAAGGGCAUAAGGUAAAUAACACUAAAACUCUAGUUGUGACAACAGCAGGUCAAAUACUUAGGGUAUAAUAUCUCAAAAGAAGGUCGGCACCUGGAUGAAGCGAGAAUUCGAAUCCUCCUACAGGUGUCGAGACCAAAAAAAACAAAAUGAUGUAUUUUUUGGGCAUGAGGAAUUUUUGUAGGGUUUGGAUCCCCGGGUAUUCAAUAUUGACCGCCCCGUUGGUCCAUGCCUUACAUGGUAACCCCAUGGCCCCACAGGAUGCUAUUAAAUAGAGUGAGGAAACAGAGAUAGCUUUUACUGACCUAAAACAAGUCCUUUCUAGUUCAUCAGUGCUAGCCUUAACGGAAUAUGACAAACCUUUUUCAAACAAACAGUAGAUUUAAGGGAAGGUCACAUGACAUCAGUACUUACACAGUCACAUGGUGAGCGCCAGAGGCCAAUUGCUUACUAUUCUACAAAACUAGACAGUGUAACUAGAGCACUUCCACCCUGUGUACAGGCAGUGGUAGCUGCAGCCGAAGCAGUUAAGGCCUCAGCAUCUAUAGUGCUACAUCACCUGCUGACACUCAUAGUACCUCAUGCAGUAUCUGUUAUUCUUUUACAACAAAAUAUAUCACAUUUGAGCCCAGCACGACACCUUUCCUGUAUGACAAUACUCUUAACACAACCUCACUUAACUAUACAGAGGUGUACUACAUUAAACCCAUCCACACUACUACCACUCCCUACUGAUGGCCAUAAACAUAACUGUACUGCUGCCAUCACUGAAAAGGUACUGCCUCAAAGUGAUUUGAAAGAUGUACCUUUAUCUAAUCCUGACAUGAUGCUUUUUGUUGAUGGCUCCAGUAGGAAAAAUCCAGAUGGCACAAAUGCAACUGGAUAUUCAGUAGUGACACAGGAUGAAAUCUUGGAAGCCAGGCCUUUACCAAAACAUUAUUCAGCACAAGUAGCAGAACUUGUAGCACUGACAAGAGCAUGCAUAAUUACAAAAGGAAAAUCUGUAACCAUAUACACAGAUAGUCAAUAUGCAUUUUCAACUGUACAUGUUUUUGCACAACAAUGGAAAAACAGGGGGAUGGUGACCUCUAGUGGUAAGCCAAUUUCACACACGGACUUCAUUCUAGAACUUCUAGAUGCAAUACAGUUACCAAAAGAGCUUGCAAUAUGCAAAUGUCAAGCACACACAAAACAUACAGACUCCAUCUCGGAGGGAAAUAAGAGAGCAGAUGAAGCAGCUAAAAUAGCGGCACAAGAAACACAUCAAAUAAUGACAGAACUGGAAAUAAUAGAGAUAGAUCAUACAGUCCUUACUGAUAUGCAGCAGAAUGCUCCCCCCGGGGAGAAACAAUAUUGGAAAACAGAAGGUUGCACAUUGAUAGAGAACAUUUACACAUCACCUGAAGGAAAACCGGUAUUGCCAAAAUCCCUAUUUAGGUAUGCAGCAGUGUUGACACAUGGAGUAACUCAUGUGUCAAACAGGGGGAUGACUGAGAUGUUAAGUAAGGUAUGUACAGCCUAUGGCUUCACAAACUACUAAAAAACUUUUUGUUCUCAAUGCAUUGGAUUUUAUUGAAUUGGACAAAUGUGGAAGGAAUAAGGAUUGGAGAGAGGUCUACCUGGACUCACCAGUCCCAUUGCAAAAAGGUUUUACAGGCAGAGCAGGGUCAGUUGGCGGCAGAGCUCUGGUAAAGUCCGGCUACAAAGGGAGGUUCUGCACAAGGUGGGGCUUAUCUCAAACCGGUGAAGAACUCCAUUACCUUACCCCCAGGGCUCUGUAGCUGGUUAGGAUGGAAGGGACAGUAAGUAUCUUGGGUCUACUGGUGACUCUAGGUGAGACGUCUAUACGUGGAGGCAGAAAUUGGAAAGAGAAGGAACCACUAGAAUGGGCAAGUACGGGGAAGGCCUUGAACUUAACCUUCAUAGAAGGAGUAACUAGUACCAUUUUAGUUGAUUUUAGCCAAAUGGUGGACUGUGGGGACUUAACUGAAGCAAGAAGGCUCCAAUGGGCAGAUAAAUAUGUUUGUUAUAUAUAAGUGGAACUGACUGUUUAGUAUGGAACCAGGUCCUGUGGACCACAGCACACCAAGAUUGGGGGUACAACAUUCUAGGCAUAAAAUGGUUUAAAAGAAAGACUCACCAUAACAAAGGCGGCCAAUUCUCCCUGUACCCAUGGCAGAGAUUGCAAUCAAUCAACGGUUAUAUUCUAUGGGAGCAUGGGUGAUCAGAUCCUUUAGGUACAUUUUUCCUCGAGGUAUUACCACCCAAUAAAACCAAACAGGAAAAGGUAGACACAGAAGAGAAAGAAGAAGGCCAUACUAAGAUAGAAGUUCUGAGUAACACUGUAAGAUUUACUAACCUAACAGUAGAAGAUGCCAUAGCUUUGGAGACGGGUUACCAAGAAAGAAAAUGAGUGAUUAGAAUGGUUGAGGUACACGGUUAAAGCUCUAAAAAAAA
Molecule: messenger RNA, 4444 nt
Organism: Rana temporaria (common frog)
Lineage: Eukaryota; Metazoa; Chordata; Amphibia; Anura; Ranidae
Exons: 2
Coding region: 367-1407 (346 amino acids)
Source: RefSeq, a predicted model, not a curated record